AGCUGUUUCUUCUGCAAGAUCACAAAGGGUGAGCGACAGUUGCCCGUGUACUUGACGUCUGAAAGGCGGACCAGCUAUGCCUUCCUCGACGUCGGGCCCCUCGCUGAGGGCCACACUUUGAUCAUCCCCAGAUACCACUCCGACAGAAUGGACCAGGUCCCCGACGAAUACCUCGCCGAGAUCCUGCCUCUGGCCAAGAAGAUCGCGAAAGCGCUCGACGUCGUCGACUACAACAUCCUCCAGAACAAUGGGAAGAUCGCGCACCAGCAUGUCUUCCACGUGCACUUCCACGUUAUCCCGAAGCCAAACGAGAAGGAGGGCUUGGGCAUCGGCUGGCCGCGGGUCGAGCAGCCCAAGAAGGUACUCGCAAAGACGUUGGAGAAAAUUCUCUCAAAGUUGUAG
This is a messenger RNA of Dichomitus squalens LYAD-421 SS1, 402 nucleotides long. Its product is annotated as HIT-like protein. Gene Ontology annotation, molecular function: catalytic activity. Lineage: Eukaryota; Fungi; Basidiomycota; Agaricomycetes; Polyporales; Polyporaceae. The record is from RefSeq and is a predicted model, not a curated record. The annotation marks the transcript as partial. Gene Ontology annotation, biological process: nucleotide metabolic process. The transcript has 4 exons.